AAAAAGGCACAUGUGAAUGAAUGGUGUGUCCUAAACCGGCUUCUCCUCGACCUUACUACUACCAAUAUAUAGAGGAUGCGCUCCGUUCCGACGGCGCCAAAUUAAUUCUCUCUCGCUUUGUCCACCGAAUCAAAUCCACUCUUCUUUCAAAUUUCAAUUUCAUCUUCCAAGCCUCUCCAUUUUCUAGGGUUAGGGUUCUUUUUUUUCAACUUAUUUCAUGGCUAUGAGUGAGUGGCAACCACUGCUGCAAUCAAUUUUCAUCGGCUUAAUCUUCUCUUUUCUUGUCGCCAAGUUAAUCUCUAUUGUUGUUUCAUUCAAGGACGACAAUUUAACAGUCACUCGUAAUACUGAGUCUAAUUCUCAGUCUAACAAAUCCGUCGUUCUACUUGAUGAGAAUCCUCUUGGGCUGGAGGCCGAUUUGGGCCUGCGCCUUGCUGACGAGACUGAAUCUAUGAUCGCCGAACUUGGGAGCGUGAGGAACGAGAGCUUACCUUGCAGUGAUUAUGGCGACGACGAUGACGACUGGGAGGGUGUUGAGAGUACGGAAUUAGAUGAGAUGUUCAGUGCUGCGACGGCUUUUGUGGCGGCCACUGCUGCCACUUCGUCCGGUCAGAAGGUUUCGAGUGAUGUGCAGCUACAGCUUUAUGGCUUAUACAAGAUUGCCACUGAAGGACCCUGUAGUACUCCUCAGCCUUCUGCUUUGAAAAUGACGGCUAGAGCGAAGUGGCAAGCAUGGCAGAAAUUGGGUGCUAUGCCUCCAGAAGUAGCAAUGCAGAAAUAUAUUGAUAUUGUUACAGAGCUAUAUCCUACAUGGGCUGCUGGCUUAUCAGCGAAGAGUAGAGGUGGAGAUGAUGAUGCAGUAACUAGAGAAUCUAAAGGACCAAUGGGGCCUGUUUUCAGCUCUCUUGUGUAUGAGGAGGAACCUGGAAAUGAGUUGAGAAUGGAUGCUAUACAUGCCUUUGCCAGAGAAGGAGAUGUGAAUAAUUUGGUUACAUGUAUUGAAAAUGGUGUUUCAGUGAAUUUGAGAGAUAGUGAGGGUCGCACUCCUUUGCAUUGGGCUGUAGAUCGUGGCCACCUCAAUGUCUGUGAACUCCUUGUUAGCAGGAAUGCUGAUGUAAAUGCUAAGGACAAUGAAGGCCAAACUCCAUUGCAUUAUGCUGUUGUCUGCGAGAGGAAAGCUGUUGCUGAGUUUCUUGUGAAGCAAAAUGCUGACAUAGACAUACAGGAUAACGAUGGCAACUCCCCUUGUGCGAACUGGCCUUGGAUGCGAGGUGAAGUGAAACAGAGUGACUGAAGGUUGUGUUUUGUUGUGGUAGCUCAAGUAUUUUUCUGCAAAUUUCUCAUGCUUGCACAGGGCUAUAAAAUGAUAUAACCUCUUUCAGCCUUUUUAUCUUAAUGAUAUAUCAGGGUUUAUAUUUUCGGCCCUCUUGUAAUCGUGAUUCCUCAUCUUCAUCCUCUCAGUAAGUGAGGGAAUAUGAAAAACCAAGUUUUAUCAAUGAUAUAUCAGGGAAUAUGUUUGAUUUAAAUAAA
Mangifera indica (mango) is the source of this 1530-nucleotide messenger RNA. RefSeq names its product acyl-CoA-binding domain-containing protein 1-like. Gene Ontology annotation, molecular function: fatty-acyl-CoA binding; protein binding. The coding region runs from base 218 to 1294 and encodes 358 amino acids. The record is from RefSeq and is a predicted model, not a curated record. Lineage: Eukaryota; Viridiplantae; Streptophyta; Magnoliopsida; Sapindales; Anacardiaceae. The transcript is spliced from 6 exons.